CCAGGCUUAAAAAAAGAAAAGAAAAAAAAAAGACGCUGGGCGCAGGCGCAGAAAGCCGAACUGGAAGCCUAGUGGCAGCUCAGCAUGGAGGGACGCGCGAACUCCCGGGGCGAGCCCCGCGCCUGGCCCGCCGGGCCCGUGCUGUGCCGCGGCUGCGUGGAGCCUCUCAUCUUCCUUGCCAACUUCGCCUUGGUGCUGCAGGGCCCGGUCACCACGCAGUACCUGUGGCACCGCUUCAGUGCCGACCUUGGCUACAACGGCACUCGUGACAGGGGCAGCUGCACCAACCAUAGCGUGGACCCCACCGCGCAGAAAGUGGAGACGCUUACCUCCCACUGGACCCUCUACAUGAACAUGGGCGGCUUCCUGGUGGGACUCUUCUCGUCCACCCUGCUGGGUGCCUGGAGUGACUGUGUGGGCCGCCGCCCGCUGCUGGUGCUGGCCUCCCUCGGCCUGCUGCUCCAGACCGUGCUGUCCAUCUUUGUGGUACAGCUGCAGCUCCACGUUGGCUACUUCGUGCUGGGCCGCAUCCUUUGUGCCCUCCUCGGCGAUUUCAGUGGCCUCCUGGCUGCUGGCUUUGCCUCCGUGGCAGAUGUCAGCUCCAGCCGCACCCGUACCAUCCGAAUGGCCCUGCUGGAAGCGUGCAUCGGGGUGGCAGGGAUGCUGGCGAGUCUCAUUGGUGGCAACUGGCUCCAGGAGCAGGGUUAUGCCAACCCCUUCUGGUUGGCCUUGGCCUUGCUGAUUGCCAUGACUCUCUAUGCAGCAUUCUGCUUUGGUGAGACAGUGAAAGAGGCGACACCCGCCCGGCUCUUCACACUCCGUCACCACCGAUCCAUCGUCCAGCUCUAUGUGACCCAGGCCCCAGAGAAGUCCAGGAAGCACUUAGCCCUGUACUCAUUGGCCAUCUUCGUGGUGAUCACUGUGCACCUUGGGGCCCAGGACAUCCUGACCCUCUAUGAGCUUAGCACACCCCUCUGCUGGGACUCUAGGCUGAUUGGCUACGGUUCUGCGGCUCAGCACCUCCCAUACCUCACCAGCCUGCUGGGCCUGAGGCUUCUGCAGUACUGCCUGGCCGACACCUGGGUGGCUGAGAUCGGUCUGGCCUUCAACAUCAUGGGGAUGGUGGUCUUUGCAUUUGCUACCAUUACACCCCUCAUGUUCACAGGGUACGGGCUCCUCUUCCUGUCGUUGGUCGUCACGCCUGUCAUCCGGGCCAAACUCUCCAGGCUGGUGAGAGAGUCAGAGCAGGGCGCUCUCUUUUCUGCUGUGGCCUGUGUGAAUGGCUUGGCUAUGCUGACAGCCUCCGGCAUCUUCAACUCGCUCUACCCAGCCACCCUGAACUUCAUGAAGGGCUUCCCUUUCCUUCUGGGAGCUGGCCUCCUCUUCAUCCCGGCCGUCCUGAUUGGGAUACUGGAAAGGGCUAAUCAUUGCCCUGAAUUCCAGCAGUUUUCCCAGAGCCCCUGAUCUGCCUGGACCAGAGGGCAGGGGGCGAGAGGAGCAACGUGAACGCCAACCAGCUGGAAGUAUAUGCCUCUGGGUCCCAGUCCUCAGCAGCAGCGGCAGCUCCCCUCAAAGGGCAGUGUUCACCUUGGACCAGGUGGUCAAGCUAGACCAAGGCCCCCACCUCAUCCACGCCGUGCCUGCCUGUGAUUCUAGGAUCUGGAAUUGUAACCCAGACAGUCCCACUCAGGGCAGGUGGUGUGGGAGCCAUUUGGAACAGGGAUCUGUUAAACCCUUUAGUCCAUCAAUCACAUAGAACCCUCCAGGGGAGAGGAGAGGUCCUGAUGGAGGGACCAGUUGAAGCAUGAGGGCAGCACCUCUGCUUCCAACCCAAACUGUGCAGCUCACCGUGCUCAGUUCACGGCCAAGCAGCUACCAGUCACUCCUUAGUGAUGAAUAUGGUACCACUGGUCAGUGCCAGCUCUGGGGGAAGGGAGGGUUGUGGGAGGGACUUGGUGCCACCUGGAGGGAGAGUGCUGCUAUGUCUGCGUGGGAAUCAAUCCCCUGGGCUUAGCAGUGCCAAUCAUAAUAAGUUUGUAUAAUCACCCUGGAAUGAACCUUCCGGCCCCCAAGGCAUUGGGCUGUGGGGCCUUCUGUUUUCCUGUUCCUAGUUUGCCCACUGUAGGUCAGACAGCAGUGGCUGCUGGAAGGGACAGGGGCCUCUGAGUUGCCAUGGGAUUGGUACUGGGCGUGGCCAGCUCAGUCCUCAUCUGACUGCCCAUUCUCUUCUCCGGAGCUGCUGGGAGGCGAAGGGCUGCCACGCUUGCAUCAGGUCAGCAGAGAAGCUCCGGGCAGAGCCCUGGCCGCUCAUUUCUCAGGGUCAGAGAUCUACUCCCUGAAGACACCUUGCUCUGGUCUUCCUGGCUACACCAAACCAAGCAGAAUCAGUUUUUGUUACCACUCAGCCCUCUAACACCUCCCAUUGCUGGGCAUUUCAGCAGGGCCAUGUGCUGACACCAUCCCUCGAGCAUCUGUAGCUCAACAGGAACCUGGAGAUGGGCCCGACUCCCCAGAGAAUGAGGGGCCCAUUUCUAGGGCGUUAGGAAAGCCUGGACCUGAAGUUGAAAGGCAGAAUGGGAUUUGGUAUUAAGGCACUGGCUUUGAUGAGGGCCAUAGGCCCCCAAACAAAUCAGAUGACACUUGACUCUUCAAAACAGAAUUGGCCACAGGGCAUGGCCCCCUGCUGGUAUUUCUACCCUCAUUCUCUCUCACCUGCCCUGCUAGCCAGUUUUCUGGCUAGAAAUCACGCAGGUAAAACGUGGCCCAGGGAAAACUAGGGUCAGCUGUGGCCCUCUGUAGCCUGGGCCUGUUUCCAGAUUACCAUCUCACUGUCCCCUGUCAUUGGGAGAUCAAGCAAGGAGAGGCCCCCUCCACUGACUGUCCCAGCAGUGAGGGUGGUAGGAAAAAGGCUCUGGGCUGGCCUCAGGCCCAGGCUCUACUCCGGGCAUUGCCUCUGGUUCGUGUGUGGCCUUGAGCAAGGCCCUCUAUGAAGGGUUAGAUCAGCAAUGCCUCUAAUUGUCUGAUCAUGGUUGGACAAGUUAGGAAACACUAGAUUAAAUACUGUUUUAAGAUCCUUCCUGUCUCAUACAUUCUAGAAUGGAAUGAAUGCCUCUAUUCAUGGACCUAGGGGAAGGAUAAAUGAGUUGGAGCUGGACUUUUGACUUUUGAGUGUUUCUUGGUCGGUCAUGAGCAAUUCUUGGUCUUGGAGAGGGGUGGGGUGAGGCUGACUCAGCCCCGACCUGGGAGCAGCAGCUACAGCCCAGCCAAGCAGAAAACCCUGACCCCGCAGACCAGGCUGCAAUGUCAGAGCAGGCUGGGGGGCGGGUGGUGAAAGGCUGUUUCUCAGCUCUUUGUCUCAGGACCGGCCCUGUGAGACCACGCCUAGGUGGAAGGUGCGGGCCAGGGUGCCUGCCCUGGCUGCGAUCUGGGCAGUGUUUGUUACGGCCGGGGAGGCUGGCCCCUGAACACACUGGCCUGGCCAGGGGAGGCUCGUCACUUCAGCUGCUCCGGUGGGGCCCGGAGGCUGGGCUGUGAUUCCUCAGAGAGACAGGAGGGAGGCAGCAGUAGAGAGUGUGCCAAACAGAAAAACAAACAGUGCUGGGCAACCUCUCUGAGUACUGCCCAUGAGGGACCUCAGGAGGGAGUGGGACUGAUUGGGGACAAAAAGACAGAAGGCUUCCCCUGGAGGAGACUCAUCACACUGUAUUGUUAUUGUCUCUGCUCUUGAAGGCAACAUCCAGUCUGCCUCAGUCACCGUCGUAUCCAGGGCACCGGUGGGCAUUCAUGUGGCAAGAAGGAAAAGGGUCAAGUGCAGUCAGAGGACCGGCUAGAGGCAGUAUCUUUGACAGGGAGGCGAGUGGAAGGAAGGAGUUCCAAGCCUGGAGCGAGACCUUUGACUUUCUGACGAUGUGGCCCAAGAGCUCCGAGGGCCCUGGCCAGCACCUGCAGGAGGUGGCUCUGGGAGCUGAGCCAGCCUUCAGGUGUGAACCCACUGCCCUCAGGAGGGGAGGGGAGGGGCAGGGCAGGUGCCCGCUGAGCCCAUUAGCUGGAGCCUGCAUUUACUGGAAGGAGGAUGCUUUCUUGCUCUCCUACCCUGGUGGAGGAAGGGGCCGAGGGACACUCCUGCUCGGUUAUUUCUUUACAGCCCCUGAGUCAGCCUUCUGUUGUGAAAGCCUGUCCCCCCACGGCUAGAUUCUUUGGGGCAAGAGGGAAGCCAGCCAUCUGUGGAGCAACAGCCCUGCCCAGGGUGCAGCCUCCAGGAUGAUUUUCAGUCCCCCCCGGCGGUAGACUGAGCGCCAGGAGGCCAGGUCUGCAUCCUGGGGCUGCCACUGGUGACUUGGGAAACUGGGCACGACAUUCAAUUCCUUCUCUGUAAGAUGGAGAUAAUACCAGGUAAGGCUGCUCUGAUGAUUAGAGACCAUGGAGUGAAGUGUCAGGGAAAUGGCAAACAUUUGUGAGGCAUUUGUGUUUCAGUCUUGCUUCCUAAGGUAUCAUUCCCUGAUCACCAGCUUCAGCCCAGGUGGGAGUUUGUGAGAAAUGCAGGAACUCGGGCCCCACCCCAGGUGUCCUGAAUGGGAUUUUAACAAAAUUCCCAGGUGAUUCGAAUGCACCCCAUGCCCUUCUUCAGGAUCUUGCCUCUUCCCAGGGAGCUACAGGUUCUGCCCAGGCUACUGCUGCUGCCACAGGGGGGCUGCCUCGCCCCAGCUCCCCCUGAGCCAGUGCGGGGGCAGCCUUGGACGGGUGAGGGGCUGAGGAAGGGAGCUGGGCCACGCUGGGCAGAGGCGUGGCGCACAG
Molecule: messenger RNA, 4794 nt
Organism: Delphinapterus leucas (beluga whale)
Lineage: Eukaryota; Metazoa; Chordata; Mammalia; Artiodactyla; Monodontidae
Gene: SLC46A1
Product: solute carrier family 46 member 1
Biological process (GO): transmembrane transport
Cellular component (GO): plasma membrane
Molecular function (GO): transmembrane transporter activity
Source: RefSeq, a predicted model, not a curated record